This is a messenger RNA of Fusarium coffeatum, 3672 nucleotides long. RefSeq lists its product as uncharacterized. Gene Ontology annotation, biological process: regulation of DNA-templated transcription. The transcript has 2 exons. Gene Ontology annotation, cellular component: Cdc73/Paf1 complex. The record is from RefSeq and is a predicted model, not a curated record. The coding region runs from base 1 to 3672 and encodes 1223 amino acids. Lineage: Eukaryota; Fungi; Ascomycota; Sordariomycetes; Hypocreales; Nectriaceae. Gene Ontology annotation, molecular function: RNA polymerase II complex binding.
AUGUCGUCCUCCCAGAACGGCAUCGCGAACGGUGUCAACGGCGACGUCCCAUCGGGACCUGUCAGCACUCGAUUCAGCGACAUCCCCUCCGCCAUCGACAUUCCUAUCCCCAGCGGCGAGGCCGAUGAAGCUGUCGAAAUCAACCUCGAGGACCUCGUUGACGAACCCGCCGACCUCUGUACCCUCUUAGAAAACGAAAGCGCUGCCAAGACCUAUUGGAUGACCGUUGCUUUAGCUUAUGCCAAACAGCACAAGGUCGACCAUGCCAUUGAAAUGCUACAACGAGGCGGCAGCGGCGCCGACAUCCAGAGAAACAACGCCAAUCCUCGCGAUAGAGUCAGCAUGGUCUGCUGUUUAUGCUGGAUGUAUCUGUGGAAGAGUAGAGAGGCGCCUCGUCUCGCCCCUGAGGGCGUCUCCGUGUCUGAGGCAAAGACAAAGGAGUAUUAUCUUCAGCUUGCGACAUCAUCUCUCAACGACGCUGCUCGCCUCAACCCAUCGUUCCCGCCCAUCUUUCUCGCCCGUGGUGUCCUCCUACUUCUGCGAGCUUCCCUACAAGCACCAUCUAAGACUGCUGGAGGUAUCGGAUCUGAGAAGCACGAGCUUUUGAAGACUGCUGUCAAGUCCUUCGAUGAUGCUCUGCGUGUCUCUCAAGGCAAAAAUAUGUUGGCGCUCAUGGGCAAAGCCCGGGCCUUGUUCUCGAUGCACAAGUAUCCCGAAUCGCUAGCAAUCUACCAGGACGUCUUACAGAAGAUGCCCGACCUGGUUGACCCCGACCCUCGAAUCGGUAUCGGUUGUUGUUUCUGGCAGCUCGGCUUCAAGGACGAUGCCAAGAUGGCCUGGGAGCGGUGCCUUGAGAUUAACCCCGAUUCCAAAGUUGCCAACAUCCUGCUCGGCCUUUACUACUUGGACGCAAGCGGUCAUGUACCUGUCAACAGCGACGAUUUCCUUAAGCUUUACAAGAAAGCGAUGACCGAGUACGCUCAAAAGUCCUUCAAACUAGACAAAGAUGUCCCUCUUACAUGUUCUACCUUUGCUGGGUACUUUCUCUCAAGAAAGGCAUGGGACAAUGCCGAUAAACUGGCGCACAAAGCUAUCCAAUACACCGACGUCAAUGCAAUUGCUAGUGAUGGCUGGUACUUGCUGGCAAGAAAGGAGCACUAUGCUGGAGAUGUCGAAAAGGCCACUGAUUACUACCGCCGUGCUGAUGAAGCUCGAGGUGGUACAGAGACUGGAUAUCUUCCUGCCAAGUUCGGUGUGGCUCAGUUGUCGGUCUUGAAGAACGACCUCGGAGAAGCUAAACUUCGUCUCGAGAAGAUGAUUCAGCAAUCCAAAAACCAUGAGGCAAUGAUUCUUCUAGGUACUCUAUAUGCCGAGGAAAUCUUUGCGAAUCAGGUCAGUGAUAGCAAGGAGGACAAGUCCGCCGAGCUCAAAAAGGCCAUUGCACUACUAGAAGGCGUCCGAAAUGCUUGGAAGGAUACAAAGAGGGCGUUAUCUCCAGAUGCGUCAGUCCUUCUCAACCUGGCCCGUCUUUACGAGACAGACCAGCCCGAGAAAGCUCUGCAGUGCCUACAGCAAGUAGAGCAGUUGGAGUUGGACCAGGUCCCUGACUCAGAACGGCCAGAGGAUGUCACAGAUGAGGCUGAGAUCAAGACCGCUCUCAGGAAGUCUUUGCCGCCCCAGUUAUUAAAUAACAUCGGCUGCUUUCAUUCGCAGUCGGAAAAGCAUGAGCUUGCAAGUGACAUGUUCGAAGCGGCAUUGGGUGCUUGCAUCAAGAUUGGCGAGAAGGACCCUGAUAUGGAUACGGAUGCCUUGGUAUCAACAAUCAGCUUCAAUCUGGCACGAAGCUACGAGUCUAGGGGCCUGACAGACAAGGCCAUUGAAGUGUAUGAGGGACUACUGGCCCGGCAUGACGACUAUACAGAUGCUCGCGCCAGACUUGCCUACAUAAAACUCAGGAAGAAUCCCAACAAGGAGGGACCUGAUGCGGUUGCCAAACUAUAUCAAGAGAACAACACGGACCUCGAAGUCCGGGCUUUGUACGGCUGGUAUCUUGGCAAGGUUCACUCGAGAAAGCGCCCCGCCAACCUGAAUGAGGACCCCGAGUUCCGUCACUACAAGCAUACUCUGCAAAAUUACGACAAGCAUGACAGACACGCGCUAGUCGGUAUGGGCAACUUGUAUCUUAUGCAAGCGCGAGAGAUGCGUCGCGAGUCGGAUUCUGAUAAACAAAAGCGAAGUGCGAUAUAUGGUAAGGCUGUUGAAUUCUUCGAAAAGGCUCUCUCACUGGACCCAAAGAAUGCCUACGCCGCACAAGGCAUUGCUAUUGCUCUCGUUGAAGAUAAGAAGGACCACAAGUCGGCGUUGGGUAUUUUCAACAAGGUCCGAGAGACUGUCAAGGACUCUCACCUUUAUGUCAACCUGGGACAUAUCUACGCCGAGCUCAGGCAAUACUCCAAGGCUAUCGAGCACUACGAGAUUGCUCUCUCUAAAGACGGCAAGAAAGAUGAUCCGACAAUUCUGGCUUGCUUGGGUCGAACAUGGUUGAACCGUGGCCGUGCUGAGCGCGACGCGGAUCCAUACAACAAAGCACUCGAGUGUGCGCAGAAAGCUCUCGAGGUUGCCCCGGAGCAGGUACAUUACAAAUUCAAUGUUGCUUUUGUGCAAAUUCAGCUCGUUACUCUCAUUCAAGGAUUGCCAGAGAACAAGCGAUCCACAGAACAACUCGAGAAGGCUGCCGAGGGUCUUGAGUCUGCUAUCACAUCAUUGGAUGAGAUUGCUGCUCACCCUCAGACUCCUUAUCCCAAGAACGACGUGGAGCAGCGUGCCAACAUGGCCCGUAACACCUUGCGUAACCAACUUCAGCGUGCCAUUGGCAAGCAGAAGGAGUGGGAGGAGAAGAACAAGGAGAAGAUUCAAGCAGCCAAGGAGCUGCGAGAAGCAGAAAUCAGACGCCGCGAAGAAGAGCGCCAAAAGAUUGCGGAACAAGAACGCGAGCGACAAGAGAAGAUUAAGAAGGAGCGCGAUGAAAUUGCCACACGAGACAGAGCUUUGGCUGAGAAACGAGCCGAAGAAGAGCGAGCCCGUCAGGAAGCUGAGAUGACGACCGACAGUGAGACGGGAGACAAGGUAAAGCGAAAGCGCAAGACUGCUCCCCGAGCUUCAGGAGAGCCCAAGCCAAAACGAUCUGGAGGAAAGAAGAAGAAGAAGAGCGAGCGCCAGGAGGACGAGUCUGAAGAAGAGGAAGAGCGAACCAAAAAGCGCCGCCGGCUUACAAAGAAGGAGUCUGCCAAGUUCAAGUCUGCAGAAAUUGUUGUCGACAGCGACGAAGAAAACAACAACGAUGACGAUGACGACGAGCUUGAACGUGCUGAGAGGAACAUCGAUAGGGAAGAAACCCCUCUAUCAGAGGCCGACGAAAAAGCUGUCGAGGACGACAAGAUGGACGUUGAUGACGGUGGCAAUCAAGGAGGCGAUGAUGACGACGAGGAAGAAAUUGCCCCGCGCCAACAGAACAAACGAUCUCGUCGUGGUCGUGUCGUCGACAGUGACGAAGAAGAUGAUGGUGACGAGGAAGCACCUGCUCAAGCCAAGGCCACGUCUGGUGAUGAGGACGACGAGCCCCGACCUGCAGCGGAUACCAGCAUGGCAGAUGCAGCUGAAGAUGAGGAGUGA